Molecule: messenger RNA, 1077 nt
Organism: Pocillopora verrucosa
Lineage: Eukaryota; Metazoa; Cnidaria; Anthozoa; Scleractinia; Pocilloporidae
Source: RefSeq, a predicted model, not a curated record
AUGCACAACAAGAGGCAAGAUUGUCCUGCUUUCGGCUCAACGUGCCACAAGUGCAAGAAAAGCAACCAUUUCGCGUCGGUCUGUAAUUCAACGCGACGAGAUCAAGUUAAUACUGUCGGAGAUGAAAACGACUCGGAUUCUGAUCUCUCAGUUCUCACAGUUGAUGUAGUCUCCGCAAUCCCCGGUAAAGGUAAACAAGUCCUUGCCAAGUUAACAUUCUGCAUUCAAGACAAAUACAAGACGUCUAUGGAGUGCCAACUAGACACCGGUGCCUCGUGCAACGUGAUCAGUCAUCGAGAUCUGUCUAUUCUGUUGCAGAACGGAUCACCUCCACUUAACCACAGUUCAUUCAAGCUUAGAUUGUUUGAUGGAUCAAUCAUGCGCACCCUGGGAGAAACACACCUAACUGCAGAACAUGAAGGAAAAUGCCACACCCUAAAGUUUCAAGUGGUCGACUGCACAAACAAACCUUUGCUAUCUGCUGAAGCCUGUGAGCGAAUGGGUCUCCUGAAGUUCAACUUCACCCCUCCGGAACGUGUGAACAUGAUGGAAAAUAUGGCAGACCUCCCUCUUACAAAGGAAAAGAUCUUAAGCAGUUACAAAGAUGUUUUUGAUGGCAUAAGACACAUCGGUAACUCCUCGUUGGUGACAGACGACAACAUAAAACCAAUCCAACACACACCCAGACGUGUACCAGUCGCGCUUCACGACGAGGUAAAAGACAAGCUGUCAGACCUGGAGAAGAGAGGCAUCAUUCAGAAGGUAACUCAACCUACGGAAUGGAUUAGUAGCAUGGUGGUUGUAGCAAAACUGGGCAAAAUAAGGAUAUGCUUGGAUCCUAGAGACUUGAACAAAGCCUUGAAACGCCCCAAGUACCAGAUGCCGACACUGGAGGAACUUCUUCCCAAACUAGGAAAAGCAAAGGUAUUAUCCACGCUUGAUGCGAAAGAUGGAUUUUAUCAGAUCGCCCUGGACAAACAAAGUAGCAUGAAAACAGCAUUUCGGACCCCGUAUGGACGAUACUGUUACAAACGAAUGCCUUUUGGGAUCAGCGUAGCACCCGAAGAGUUCGAGUGA